This is a messenger RNA of Trichoplax adhaerens, 963 nucleotides long. RefSeq lists its product as uncharacterized. Gene Ontology annotation, cellular component: cohesin complex; nucleus. Gene Ontology annotation, biological process: sister chromatid cohesion. Lineage: Eukaryota; Metazoa; Placozoa; Uniplacotomia; Trichoplacea; Trichoplacidae. Gene Ontology annotation, molecular function: ATP binding; ATP hydrolysis activity; DNA binding. The record is from RefSeq and is a predicted model, not a curated record. Bases 1 to 963 code for a protein of 320 amino acids. The transcript has 11 exons.
AUGGGUAUUUUGACGCAGUUAGAGAUAGAAAAUUUCAAAUCUUACAAAGGAAAGCAAAUUAUUGGACCUUUUAAGCGAUUUACUGCUAUUAUAGGACCUAAUGGCUCGGGCAAAUCGAAUUUGAUGGAUGCUAUUUGUUUCGUACUUGGCGAAAAAACGAGCAACUUACGAGUUCGUUCAGUGAAGAAUUUAAUUCAUGGAGCGCCCAUUCAUAAACCGGUCUCCAAUAAAGCUCAAGUUACAGCAGUUUAUACUGAAGAAGAUGAAACAGAAAUAAGAUUUACGAGAUGUAUUGUUGGCUCUGGUACUGAAUACAGAAUAAACAACAAGGUAAUUGAUAAGACUAUUCAGUAUCAAGAAAAGUUGGAAAAUCUAGGAAUCUCUAUUAAAGCUAGAAACUUUUUAGUGUUUCAGGGGACGGUUGAGUCUAUCGCUUUGAAAACACCAAAGGAACGAACUCAGUUAUUUGAGCAAAUCAGCGGCUCGGGAGAAUUACAACAAGAUUACUUACAAACUAAAAGCGAUAUGCAAUCCUCUGAAGAAGACACAACUUUUCAUAUGCAUAAAAAAAAGGGUAUUUCGGCUGAGCGACGAGCUGCAAAAGCUGAAAAAGAAGAAGCGGAUAAAUAUCUUAAUGUCAAAGACGACUUGUCUACAGCCCAGGUCCACUAUCAAUUAUUCAAAUUGCUCUACAAUGAAAAGAAAAUAGAAAAUCUAUCAUUAACUUUAGAUAAGAAAGAAAAAGAAGUGGCAAAAAUGGAAUCAAGAUGUAGUAAUAUAGAACAACAAUUGAGAUCAAAGAAGCAGGAAUCUGCUAAGGUUUCUAGGGAAAUUGCAGUAUUGGAUAAAAAAAUACAAGAAAAGGAAGCCGAGGCAAUUAUAUUACGCCCACAAUAUAUUAAAGCGAAGGAAAAAUCACUUCACCUUAAGAAACGGAUUGAUGGUCUGAAGUACGUACCGUAG